Drosophila ficusphila is the source of this 1270-nucleotide messenger RNA. RefSeq names its product synaptobrevin homolog YKT6 (gene Ykt6). Gene Ontology annotation, biological process: endoplasmic reticulum to Golgi vesicle-mediated transport. Gene Ontology annotation, molecular function: SNAP receptor activity. The record is from RefSeq and is a predicted model, not a curated record. Gene Ontology annotation, cellular component: Golgi apparatus. The transcript has 2 exons. The coding region runs from base 305 to 904 and encodes 199 amino acids. NCBI's taxonomy places the organism in Eukaryota, Metazoa, Arthropoda, Insecta, Diptera, Drosophilidae.
UCAUGUAUUUGAGUGCCGUCACUGAAUGCUGCCCCUACCAUCGCCAAUAAGCUGACACACCACACACAUACACACAAACAAGGAACGGCACAGAUUUACUGCGUUAAACAAACUCACUUGUCGCACUUUUCCAAGGCUGCGAAUGCGCCUUAACUGAAAUCCACCCGCCGGAGCCACUCAGAAUACGCCAGAAUAACCCUGCAUCAAGGAGGCAGUGCACCAAGGAUUCGAGUACACCACUUUCUGGAGUUUUUCAACCCGCAGAUUUCGGAUCUACGCAGGCCCCAAUAAAACAACAAUAAAAAUGGUCAAGCUCUUCGCGUUGAGCAUCUUUCACAAGGGCGCCAGCGAGGCGCGUCUAUUAAAGACAGCUGCCGACCUGCAGUCCUUCUCCUUUUUCCAACGUGGCACUGUCAACGAGUUUAUGACAUUCGCCUCCAAGACAAUUGUGGAGCGCACACAGCCGGCAUUGCGGCAAUCGGUCAAACAGGAUGCCUACAUGUGCCAUGUCUAUGUGCGGGCGGAUAACUUGGCCGGUGUCCUGAUCGCCGAUCACGAGUAUCCUCAUCGCGUGGCGCACACACUCAUCACAAAGAUCCUCGACGACUUUACGGCCAAAGUGUCAGCGGAUCAGUGGCCCAAUGGCACAGAGGCAACCAUCUCGUUUGAUUUGCUACCAGCGUUUCUGGCACGCUAUCAAAAUCCUGUAGAGGCUGAUCCGCUAACGAAAAUGCAAAAUGACCUCGACGAGACGAAGAUCAUACUGAAGAAUACCAUCGAAGCGGUGCUGGAGCGAGGCGAGAAACUGGACGACAUGGUCAGCAAGUCGGAGAAGUUGUCGAUGCAGAGUAAAGCCUUCUACAAGACGGCGAAAAAGACUAACUCCUGCUGCAGCUUCACUUAGGCGCGACCUCACCAAAUCUCAUUCCCAAAACACUGCACACCUGAUCCUUUCAAGCAAACAGGAAACACCAGAUAAUGCAAAUCAAAGACCACACAAAGGAUAACACCAACAAAACAAAAAAAAAAUGGGAAAAAACUGCUAGGGAGCGGCGUGACUUGGAGUUUAAUGAUUGCUUUUUAUAAAUGAAUUAGUUAAUUUUAUAUACUAUAUGAUAUACUGUAUGAAUAGGAAGGCCAGUUGCCAGUUAUAGUAAGCCCGCUAACCCAAUGUUACUCGACUGUGGAUCUACAGGUCCUGUCUGUAUAUGUCUACGCUUUGGAUGUCUGGAUAUUAAUUAAUAUCAAUACAAAUUAUGAUCUAAACCCA